AAUAAUCUGCAUAUUGUGCCGAUUGUGAUUUUUCAUGAUCAUCAAGUUAUAGUUCUCCCUCCCACCGUUAUUCUGCUUCCUUUUAAGGCAUUUCUUUAGACAUUCAAGCACAACAUCAUCACCACAUCAAACAUUGUCAUUUGCAAUUAUCAACGUAAUGUCAUACUAUAUUUAGAAACAAGUGGUUUUAACCCUCAGAGCGUCGUUAGUUUUAGACUGAGUGUAAUGGAGCUGCAACAUAGCGCUUCUGUGUCUGCGAAUGAAUAUGAAGAAAGUGAAGGGAUACAGAGAAUCGAUGCUGUUAGAACUGAAGAUAUUUAUCAAUGUCUUCAGCAACCAUCUACUGAAGCCUACCAUAAGAAUAAAACAGUGGUCUCAGAACAUUAUUGGGGGAAACGUGUGUUUUUGAUUGGUACUGUAAAUAUUCUGAUCUUAACUAUUAUAGUUGCCAUCGUGGCAAUGAGUUACUCUCUCCACAAAGAAACACAUCUGCUGGUGGCAAAUGGGCAAGAAGCAAAAAAUGAAGAAAAAUGGCUACUCUAUGACAAUGUGUUCUAUUUGUUCUGGAGUGAGCACAGUGACUGCAGCGCAGCUAUUAGAUUAUGUGCUGAGAGGGAUGCCAGCCUAGUCACUUUAACUUUAAAAAACAAGUUCUGGUUGCAGUCCAAAGCCAAUGGAAAGCAAUUUUUGGUCUUAAGAAGCUCACUGGAUGGAUCCGGAGACAGUGCUCCUGAAUAUUUGGCUCAGGAUGAAGUGCCUGAUGAUGAUGAAGAUAAUCAUCAGUGUGGCACCAUGACCCCUGAGACUGAUAAAGAUCACAGAGAAGGAUUUGUGUGUGAAAGGACAACCUCUUAAUGACAUUUUCAGACACUUUUAUUAAAUUUUAAAAUAUUGGUUUGUUGAACUGCUGAUGGAUUGUAUCUGAAUUUCACAUUGUGUGUGUGUG
Molecule: messenger RNA, 946 nt
Organism: Triplophysa rosa
Lineage: Eukaryota; Metazoa; Chordata; Actinopteri; Cypriniformes; Nemacheilidae
Exons: 6
Coding region: 226-855 (209 amino acids)
Source: RefSeq, a predicted model, not a curated record